This is a messenger RNA of Knipowitschia caucasica, 435 nucleotides long. The record is from the annotation of a GenBank genome assembly. Lineage: Eukaryota; Metazoa; Chordata; Actinopteri; Gobiiformes; Gobiidae.
AUGGAGAUAGUGUUUUCCAAUGGCGCCCGGCUCAGGUUGUCUGGCGAGGAGAGAGGAGGCAGACGUUCACCUCUGAUGGAGCUCGAGCAGGAGCUGCUGGCUCCAGUGCUUCCCUUGUGCCUGUUGGCCUGGCACUGGCUGCUCACAGAUGACAGGAGUGGGAGUCACACAAUCAUCGACCUCUGCAGCGACAACAGCCCGAUGAGAGGUUUAUUAGCGGCCUGUUGUAAAAACCCACCAGAGGAAGUGAACAGAUUGGAGAAAGGUGGGUCUGAGCACGGAGCCAAGACAGAGCGUUCCAAGACGGAGGAUGCACUGGUCCCCUGUGGACACCGGAGAAACAGCGGCGCGGGCCACACCAGAGCGCAGCCGAAACCCAACGCUCAUUAUGACACUGCGGCCGCGCGCUGCCAGGAACCUAUUCCUCACUAUUAA